Molecule: messenger RNA, 591 nt
Organism: Phaeoacremonium minimum UCRPA7
Lineage: Eukaryota; Fungi; Ascomycota; Sordariomycetes; Togniniales; Togniniaceae
Product: putative urea active transporter protein
Exons: 5
Coding region: 1-591 (196 amino acids)
Biological process (GO): urea transmembrane transport
Cellular component (GO): plasma membrane
Molecular function (GO): urea transmembrane transporter activity
Source: RefSeq, a predicted model, not a curated record
AUGAUAUGGGUCACAAGGGCGAUGAAGAAGACUCUCAACGAGGACAACCACUCGACGGAGACAGCGACAUUCCUCACGGACUACGUGCACACGUUUAUCAUCAUGAUUAUAUUAGCGUGGCUCACCAUCAAGGUGAUUGUUGUUAAGGAGAUCGGUUCGAUUGGGGCUCUAUAUGAUGCCGUCAUCGCUGCAGACAAGGAGAAUCCGGUUGCUGGAAAUUACGAGGGCUCCCAUUUGACUAUGAGAAGCGAAGGAUGCCUGUACUUCGGUAUUCUUCAUGUCAUAUCUAACUUCGGCGCGGUAAUUAUGGACACCGGGUUCUGGCAAAAAGGGUUCUCGGCCGAUGUUGCAGCUGCUGUUCCUGGAUAUGUGCUUGGGGGCGUCGCUUCAUUCUCAGUACCAUGGACGGUUGGCACUAUCGUCGGUCUUGCUGGUCUUGCGCUGGAGAGGACGCCUGCAUUCCCCAUCUACCCAAGGUUGAUGACUGCGGAAGAGGUCGAUGCAGGAUUGGUACUUCCUUAUGUCACACAAGCAGUGGCAGGCAAAGCUGGGGCUGGCGCUCUCCUUCUAACAAUCUUCAUGGUCAGUUAA